AAGUCGGGCUUCAUAAAAUAAGCCCAAUGGGCCGAAAAUCAACAAUUUCGGCCCGUAUAAGAUAUCCUCCGCCUCCCCGUUACACUUCGGCAGCUCACAUUGCUGAUUUUCGCCGCCGUGAGCCACCGUCAACCGCUCCUCUCCGCCCUCAUUUUCCCCCUCACCCGUCCGUGCUCAGCUCACAUGGCUUCGGACGACAAAAUUGCAGAUCAAAUAAACCCCAAUUCUCCAUCAUCUUCAACCUCAAAUUUAUCUUCAUCGAAUCCGGACCACUGGAAACAGCGCAUUCUGAUCCCCACUGUGCUCGCAGGGAUUGCUGGUGGAGCUGUAGGAUUGGUAUCAAAACACAGAAAAGUUCACGGCCUUUCAGCGAUUUCAGCGACAUAUGCUUCGAAUUUUGCUAUCAUUACCGGCUGUUACUGCGGUGCGCGUGAAUUUGUAAGGGCGAGUAGAGAAGGGAAACCGGACGACUUGCUAAACUCAGUUUUUGGAGGGUUUGGUAGCGGAGCUAUUCUUGGUCGUCUUCAAGCUGGCCCAGUUGGCGCUGUUCGUUACUCUGUGAUGUUUGCUGUUGUUGGGACAGCAGUUGAUUAUGCUACUUCUAAGAUUAUGCCCGCCAUUGACGAACUCAGGGAGAAGGACGACUGGCUUGCCCUACCCGAAUGGUCGCCAAUCAAGAUACUCGACGAAGAGGCUGUCGCUGCAAAACGUGCUCGAGAGCAACAAAUCUACAGAGAUGUCCAUAAUAUGAACAAAGAAAAAUCUUGAUAUAUCUGUGUCAUAAUUAUGCGUGACAUGUAAUAAAUCUUUGUCUUGUUAUUUGCUUCUUGAUGAAGACUGUUCCUUUAAUUGGCUCGACAUAAGCUUCAAUUAGGUUUGAGUGAAAAUGAAAUUUUUAUGAGUGAACUUUUUGCUUAGAAGAUCCAUACUGAGUUAGAUCGAAGAUCAAUUUGCUCGAAAGAUUAAAUCCUGUAACACAUUUUGUAAUUUUCAAGCAAAUUUUGAAACAUUGUAGUAAUAUAUUCAGUCUCUUUUUGGAGAAAAUAUAAUUGAGUCUUUUAUUUGUAA
This is a messenger RNA of Salvia miltiorrhiza (redroot sage), 1068 nucleotides long. RefSeq lists its product as uncharacterized. The coding region runs from base 184 to 768 and encodes 194 amino acids. Gene Ontology annotation, cellular component: TIM22 mitochondrial import inner membrane insertion complex. Gene Ontology annotation, biological process: protein insertion into mitochondrial inner membrane. NCBI's taxonomy places the organism in Eukaryota, Viridiplantae, Streptophyta, Magnoliopsida, Lamiales, Lamiaceae. The record is from RefSeq and is a predicted model, not a curated record. Gene Ontology annotation, molecular function: transmembrane protein transporter activity. The transcript is spliced from 4 exons.